Parathielavia appendiculata is the source of this 1469-nucleotide messenger RNA. RefSeq names its product HlyIII-domain-containing protein. The record is from RefSeq and is a predicted model, not a curated record. NCBI's taxonomy places the organism in Eukaryota, Fungi, Ascomycota, Sordariomycetes, Sordariales, Chaetomiaceae. Gene Ontology annotation, cellular component: membrane. Bases 219 to 1286 code for a protein of 355 amino acids. Gene Ontology annotation, biological process: intracellular zinc ion homeostasis. Gene Ontology annotation, molecular function: signaling receptor activity. The transcript has 3 exons.
GAAAUCCCAACCAAAAACCAUGAGAUUCCGGCGGUGUUGAUAAAGCGGAUUUUGCUUGGACUUGACGGGUGUGUACCCUCCUGAACUUUGGACGUGGACGCUGCAGUGGCUAUGGCAAUCCAUCAGUGAUCUCUUUCAACAAGAAGACCACCACUCAGAACUCACGGGUCAAUGCUAAAGUAACCGGCGACGAGCCUGAACCAAGAGAUACCUUAAUCAUGACGCCAAGAACUGGCACGGCGCCCGCCUCACACCCGGCCCUGGCCCCGGCCCCGGUUCCGGACCAUGCCCAAGCCGGCCUCCGGCAACGCCGCCCCUCCACAUCCAGCAAAGGCACCUCAACCUCAACCUCAACCUCAACCUCAACCACCCUCCACGCCGCCGCCCAAGUCCUCGAAAGCUCAGUGGAAACAAUUGAAACAACCGUCCUUCGCCUCCUCCACUGGGACGACCUGCCCGCCUGGCGGCGCGACAACCCCUCCAUCCUCUCAGGCUACCGCCCCACGUCCAACUCUCUCCACGCCUCGCUCCAGAGCCUCUUCUACCUGCACAACGAAUCCGUCAACGUCUGGUCGCACCUGCUUGGCUCCGUCGCCUUCGCCUGCACCGGCGCCUACUGCUACGCCCUGGUGGGGCCGCGGUACGCGUCCGCCAGCGCGGCCGACGCGCUCGUGUUUGCCUGUUUUUUCGGCGGCGCGUUCUGCUGUCUCGGCAUGAGCGCCGUGUAUCAUUUGCUGUGUAACCACAGCGAGGCGGUGGCGAAGUGGGGGAAUAAGUUGGACUAUACGGGGAUUGUGUUUCUGAUUGUGGGGAGCUAUGUGCCGGCGUUGUGGUAUGGGUUUUCUUGCGACGCUGGGUUGUUGACGGCGUAUUUGGGGGCGAUUGUCCUGCUCGGGUUGGGGUGCGUCGGGGUGUCGUGGUUUGAGCACUUCCGCACUCCGGCGUGGAGGCCGUACCGGGCGUUGAUGUACGUUGCGCUCGGCUUGUUCGGGAUCGUGCCCAUUCUUCAUGCCCUGAUGUCCCGCGGGUAUCGCGAGCUGGAUGAGAGGAUGGGCCUCAGUUGGGUCAUUGUUCAGGGCGCGUUGUAUAUUUUCGGCGCUUUUGUGUACGCGGUCAGGUUCCCGGAGCGCAAGUAUCCGGGCAAGUUUGACAUCUGGGGAAGUUCACACCAAAUAUUCCACGUGUUUGUCCUCCUUGCGGCGGCCACGCAUUUGUACGGCAUGACCAGGGCUUUUGACUUUCACCAUAGUGUUCUUGGAGCACAGUGUCAGAUGGGUAGAGCAUAGAGGCUGGGCGAGAGCAUAGAGGUUGGGCGAGAGCAUAGAGGUUGGGCGAGAGCAUAGAGGUUGGGCGAGAGCAUAGAGGUUGGGCGAAAGCAGAGAGGCCGGGCGCAGACAAAUAGAUGUGUUGACAUUCCCUGCUGAUUGGAGGACACCUUAUGUCUUGAUGAUACAAAGGGUAUCAAAACG